UACUUUCUGAUCAUUUAAUAGUAAUCAACAAUUCCUGGUCAUGUGACCUUCGCAUGUCUCCUUCACGUUAUGAAAACUUUUGAUUAUUCUUAGCUUCUACUCCUCGGUAAACUGUGAUUUAAACCUUGCCACUUCUCCAAUAUCCUGUAUCUGAUAGUUGCAGGCUGUCUAUAUUAUCACCAAAAGUGUCUAUUUCUCUCAAGGUUGAAACUGGCUAGAUUUAUAAUUUCACAAUACCCAUAUCAUUUUUGUGGCCUGCGUUUAGGCAGUUUAUAUAUGUUACUGUCUUACAAGUAAUUCAUCUUUUCUGAUGGAAAAGGUUUCUUAGGUAGAGACAUUGAUACAGUCACCAAAAUAGCAAUGGCUGCGAGUGCCCUUCUCACGCCUACGAACUACCAUUCCAGAUCCUGUAUUGCUCAUUGCCUGUCUCCCCCGCAUUCAUUUUCCUCAUCCCCCUCAUCGUCAUCCUCUUGUUAUAUGUCUUAUAGAGUCUUUUGGGCCCCUUUGAAACAGUGCAUGUUAUGGAAAGAAUCACUCAGGCAAAGUAAGACCAGCCCUUCUACUUUCUUACCUAUUAAGGAUUCUGGAAAUUUGAACAAAUUGACUAGUCUAAUUCAGAGUUCUUACAAUCCACCAAGAGCUUUGUCAGGAUCCAGUGAGGAAGCAUCAAGCAUUCAGAAAUCUGCUCUUGAAAGAAGAGCUCGGUUUAUGGCCCAAAGUAGAGAGAGUCUUGUGAUGGAAGAGCUGGAACGCCCUCUGGCUGAAUAUAUGAGUUUACCUGCAAGUCAGUAUUCUGUAUUGGAUGCUGAACGCAUAGAACGAGUGGAUGAAAACACUUUUAGAUGCUAUGUCUAUCGCAUUAAAUUUUUUGCAUUUGAAGUUUGCCCUGUGCUAUUAGUUCGUGUGGAGGAAAAGCCAAAUGGUUGCUGUAUAAGGCUUUUGUCAUGUAAGCUGGAAGGUUCUCCUGUUGUAGUUGCUCAAAACGAAAAAUUUUCAGGUACAAUUUUCCUUUCUGAACUUAUCUGCAGAAAUUAUGUUUGA
This is a messenger RNA of Cryptomeria japonica (Japanese cedar), 1041 nucleotides long. RefSeq lists its product as uncharacterized. The record is from RefSeq and is a predicted model, not a curated record. NCBI's taxonomy places the organism in Eukaryota, Viridiplantae, Streptophyta, Pinopsida, Cupressales, Cupressaceae. The transcript has 3 exons. The coding region runs from base 361 to 1041 and encodes 226 amino acids.